Molecule: messenger RNA, 316 nt
Organism: Paramecium sonneborni
Lineage: Eukaryota; Ciliophora; Oligohymenophorea; Peniculida; Parameciidae
Source: the annotation of a GenBank genome assembly
AUUUAAUUAAAAAUUAACAAACAAAACUAUGGAUUCCACUAAAGAAAGAGUUGAAGGAACAAGAGCCACUGUUAUUGAAAUUAUUGGUAGAACAGGUAAUAAAAUUUAUAAUAAUUUGUAUAGGAUCUAGAGGUGGUAUUACAUAAGUUAAAGUUUAAUUGGUUGGAUAAUAAAGAACAUUAAUUAGAAAUGUUAUGGGUCCAGUUAGAAAGGGAGACACCCUAGAGCUUAUGGAAUGUGAAAGAGAAGCUAGAAGAUUAAGAUGAUUGGAUGAAUUAUGUACAUUAAAAUUGCACAUUUAAUCGUUAUAGCUAGC